Messenger RNA from Staurois parvus, 1328 nucleotides. NCBI's taxonomy places the organism in Eukaryota, Metazoa, Chordata, Amphibia, Anura, Ranidae. The record is from the annotation of a GenBank genome assembly.
GGUUUACCAAUCAAACCUUGGAAUGAGAGCCCCACAGAGUCCCUCCCAUGACUAUAAUCGAGAUGGAAGAAAACAGAAUGAAAAUGGCCGAGUCCUGCCGCUAUCUGGUCACGUGGGCUUUGACAGUUUACCAGACCAGCUUGUUGGUAGAUCCGUCCAUGAAGGAUUUUGUUUCAAUAUCUUGUGUAUUGGGGAAACUGGUAUUGGAAAAUCAACAUUAAUAAACACACUGUUUAAUACCAACUUUGAAGAACACGAAUCCACUCAUUUUGAGCCAUCAGUAAAGCUUAGAUCACAGACCUAUGACCUCCAAGAAAGCAACGUGAGCUUGAAAUUGACUAUUGUGAAUACAGUAGGAUUUGGGGACCAGAUAAACAAAGAAGACAGCUAUAUGCCAAUUGUGGACUACAUUGACACACAAUUUGAAGCCUACUUGCAAGAAGAAUUAAAGAUUAAGCGUUUAUUGUACAAAUACCACGACACCCGUAUUCAUGCAUGCCUUUACUUCAUUGCUCCCACUGGACAUUCACUUAGAUCCCUUGAUCUGAUAACCAUGAAGAAGUUAGACAGUAAGGUGAACAUUAUUCCUGUGAUAGCAAAAGCAGACGUGAUCGCAAAGUCAGAGUUGCAUAAGUUCAAAACAAAACUGAUGAGUGAAUUGGUCAGCAAUGGAGUCCAAAUCUACCAGUUUCCAACAGACGACGAGACCAUUAGUAAACUGAAUGCCUCCAUGAAUGCACAGCUACCAUUUGCAGUGGUAGGUAGUAUGGAGGAGGUUAAGAUUGGAAACAAGAUGGUAAAGGCCCGGCAGUAUCCUUGGGGGAUUGUACAAGUGGAAAAUGAGAAUCACUGUGAUUUUGUGAAGCUACGUGAGAUGCUAAUUUGCACUAACAUGGAGGACCUAAGGGAACAGACACACAAUAGACAUUAUGAACUUUACCGACGCUGCAAGUUAGAGGAAAUGGGAUUUCAAGACCUGGGUCCUGGAGAUAAGCCCGUAAGUCUGCAGGAGACGUAUGAAGCAAAGCGGCAUGAAUUCUUUGAGGAACUCCACAGGAAGGAGGAAGAGAUGAGACAGACCUUUGUUCAGAGAGUCCGAGAGAAAGAGACUGUGCUGAAAGAAGCAGAGCGGGAGCUUCAGAACAGAUUUGAACAGCUGAAGAGGCUUCAUCAGGAUGAAAGAGCAAGUCUUGAAGAGAAAAGGAAAGAUUUACAGGAAGAAAUAAAUGCUUUCAGUAAACGGAAAGCUGCUGCAGAGCUCUUGCAAGGACAGGCGUUUGGAACCGUGGCCAACACCAGUUUAAAGAAGGAUCGCAAAACGUAAGUGU